Paraphaeosphaeria sporulosa is the source of this 2180-nucleotide messenger RNA. Its product is annotated as 3-oxoacid CoA-transferase. NCBI's taxonomy places the organism in Eukaryota, Fungi, Ascomycota, Dothideomycetes, Pleosporales, Didymosphaeriaceae. Bases 293 to 1846 code for a protein of 517 amino acids. Gene Ontology annotation, biological process: ketone body catabolic process. Gene Ontology annotation, molecular function: succinyl-CoA:3-oxo-acid CoA-transferase activity. The record is from RefSeq and is a predicted model, not a curated record. The transcript has 3 exons.
GCUGCUCCCGUCUCGACUUAAACCGCUUCCGUGGGGGACAAUUCCGCGGCUACCCCAGGUUCGGAACGCUGCCGCGGUCAGAUGCCGAGGGAAACCAGAGGCCUCUAAAACAAAUACAAGCGACACCAUGCCAGUAGUUCCAGCUGUAGCCGCGCCUCCACUUCCCGAGCUGGGUCUUGUCUUGUUCUUCUGUCUCAGCAUCAGCUCUUUUCUCUGGGAUUACAUUUAGUAGUAUUGCAGAGCUUCGCAUGCAAUUGAAUCGUGGCACGCAGGCCGAGAACCUCCAAACACAAUGCCGUCGCUAGCCCGAACUUGCCGCACAGCUUCACUCUUCUCGCGGAGCACGACGAAGACAUACUUCAACGUCGCCCGCAGCUUCUCGACGACUUUCCGCCGCAAUGAGAUCAACAAGAUUUAUUCCUCGCCCGCGGCCGCAAUUGAGGGCAUGCAGUCCGACAGCACGCUCCUCUGCGGUGGCUUCGGCCUCUCCGGUGUCCCGGAUACCCUCAUCAACCAAGUGAAAGAUACGCCGUCCAUCACCGGGCUCACCGCCGUGUCGAACAACGCCGGAGUCGUGGGCUCAGGGCUCGGACUGCUGCUCGAGAGCAAGCAGGUUAGCAAGAUGAUUGCGAGCUAUGUUGGGGAGAACAAGGUGCUGGAGCAGAUGUAUCUCCACGGCGAACUCGAGCUCGAACUCACGCCCCAAGGCACGCUGGCCGAGCGAUGCCGCGCAGGCGGUGCGGGCAUCCCCGCUUUCUACACACCGGCAGCCUUCGGGACCGUCGUGCAGACCGGCGAGCUCGCACUGAGGCACAACAAGGACGGCUCCGUCGCGCAGUACUCGACGCCGCGCGACGUCAAGGUUUUCAGCGGGAAGUCGUACGUCAUGGAGGAAGCGAUCAAGGGCGACUACGCCUUCAUCAAGGCCUACAAGGCCGACCGCUUGGGCAACCUGCAGUUCCGGUAUUCAGCGCAGAACUUCAACGGCGCAAUGGCGCGAAAUGCCAAAGUAACCAUCGUGGAAGCCGAGCACAUCGUCGAAGUCGGCGACAUCGAGCCGCACGCGGUCCACGUCCCCGGCAUCUACGUCGACCGCGUGAUCCAGUCCACGGCGUCGAAGAACAUCGAAAAGGUCGUCAACGCAAAGGACCCCCAGGACGCCGUCAGCGCGCUGGGCGCCGGCGACGCCGCCAACAAACGCGAGCGCAUCGUGCGCCGCGCAGCCAAGGAGUUCAAGAACGGCAUGUACGCCAACCUGGGCAUCGGCAUGCCCAUGCUCGCGCCCUCCUUUGUCGACCCCUCCAUCGAGCUGCAGCUCCAGUCCGAGAACGGCAUCCUCGGGCUAGGCCCCUACCCGCAAAAGGGCGCCGAAGACCCGGAUCUUAUCAACGCCGGCAAAGAAACCGUCACGCUGCUGCCCGGCGCGUCGACGUUUGGUUCCGAAGAGUCCUUCGGCAUGAUCCGCGCGGGCAAGAUCGACCUCACCAUCCUGGGCGCCAUGCAGGUCAGCGCGCGGGGCGACCUGGCCAACUGGAUGCUGCCGGGCAAGGUGAAGGGGUUCGGCGGGGCGAUGGACCUCGUGAGCAACCCGAGCGCGACGAAGGUGGUGGUUACGAUGGAGCACACGGAUAAAAAGGGUAGGCCGAAGAUUUUGAAGCAGUGCGAGUUUCCCUUGACGGGGAAGGCGUGCGUGAGCAGGAUUAUUACGGAUUUGUGCGUGUUUGAUGUUGACUUCACCGAGGGCCUCACGUUGAUUGAGGUAGCGGACGGCGUGACCGUUGACGAAGUGCGGUCGAAGACGGGCGCCGACUUUAAGGUUGCCGACCCUGUGAAGCCCAUGUUGUAAAAGCUGUUUUGAUCUGAAUAUCGCAUUGUAUAUACCACGCGGCGUUGAGAUUUGACGGACCUCCACUGUAUUUGAGCUAGGCUACCCUAAGAAAGCAACGUUGUGCAUCUGCAUCCCAAGUCCUGCUCGCAAUCACCCCGUAUGCUUGGGCCGUGCGCACAUGUUUGUCACUCACUCUGUAUCUACAGCUCCAACCAAACAGCAGCCCCGCCCGCGAUGCUAUAUCGCCCAAACUUCCUGUAUGGCCGCACAAGUAGACCUAUAAUACAGUUCUCUAGCCAGCCAGUCGCAUGCAUCAAAUCAUAAACAAACGAAGGACCACGCACGGACCGAC